Messenger RNA from Eruca vesicaria subsp. sativa (arugula), 1347 nucleotides. The record is from the annotation of a GenBank genome assembly. NCBI's taxonomy places the organism in Eukaryota, Viridiplantae, Streptophyta, Magnoliopsida, Brassicales, Brassicaceae.
AUGCCUUUAUAUACUCAGGGACUAAUUACAAUAUUAAGCCGACUUAAACCAGUCAUAGACCAUAAGGUAAACUACCUAAUUGAACCAGACCAAAACCGCCUUUCAAUCUUGAGCUUAAUUGACACUCCUUGCCUUGGUUUAAGCUUAACCGGAUUGAUUAUCAUCACCAAAGUACAACACUCUAUUUGCGCCUCAGGCACCAAAGGCGCACGAGGCUCUGCGCCUAGGCUCAAGGCACAAGGCUCGGACCUUAGCUCUUCGGUGCGCCUCGCGCCAUUUAAAACACAGGUAGAGUCUCAAAACGAUGGUGAGUUUGGUGAUUUAAGCGCUAAGAUCAAGAUGCAAACUACUGAUCAACAAAGGAAUGUUUUGAGGAUGCUUGAGAAGUCUUUAGCCAAGGAGAUGGAGCUGGAGAAGAAGCUUAGCGAGUCAAGAAACGCUGAAUACCAACUAGAGAUCAAACUAUAUUCCGCCGAGCAGGAGGUUCUCUACAUGGAAGAAGUAAUCGAAGACGCUUAUUCAAAGUGGCUUGAGGCAGAGAAUGCUUCUGAAGUUUUUAAAGGGGUGUUAAAGGAGAUGUCUGGAAAGCUUCAGAUUCUUAAGUUCAAUCUAAGCGGCUCUUUUAAGAGGGGAGAUAAUUUGAACGGACGUUUAGAAGCUAAGGAAUCUGCUUUGCACAAGCUUGAUAGCAAGGGAUUAAAAGAGAGUUUGAAAGAAGUCGAGGAGAGAUUGAUUCUGUUGGACACUAAGAACUCUACAUUAAGUGAUAAAGUUAGCUCCCUUGAGGAACAGCUUAAUGAUAACGAUGAUUUGAAAGAUAAGUUAGUGGACACUGAAGCAAGAGCUGAUGAAGCAGAAUCCAAAUGCUUAAAGCUAGAAGAAAGCCUAAAGGAAGUUCAAGAUGAGUUGGAGUGUUUCAGAGGAAAAGGAUUCACUCCAGAGAAGUUAGAAUCUCUUGAAAAACGUUUGAGAGACUAUGAUCAUCAGCUAGAACUUGCGGUUGCAGCCGUUGAAGCAAGAAAAGAGAAGCAGAAUUUGUUAUACUCUACUGUCUCUGGCAUGGAGGAUAACAGAGCUAACUAUACAGAAGAGAAGUUAAAUAGUGUGUCUGAGUCUAACGCAGAUCUCAAUGAAGAGCUGAAGUUCUGUAGAGGUAGAUUGAAAAAAGCGGUGAGGUAUUUAGAGAAAGCAGAGGAGAGAAAGUCGCAGACGGCUAAAGAUAUCGCACAUCAUAAUAAGAUCAUGAAGAAACUGGUCAUGCAACUUGCUUCUGAACGAGAACGGCUUCAUAAACAUGUGUUGAGACAUUACCUCAGUAGCUUCAUCAUCAUCAGAGUACAUGAUUAG